Messenger RNA from Siniperca chuatsi (mandarin fish), 2809 nucleotides. It is a transcript of the gene ndel1b, whose product is annotated as nudE neurodevelopment protein 1-like 1b. Lineage: Eukaryota; Metazoa; Chordata; Actinopteri; Centrarchiformes; Sinipercidae. Gene Ontology annotation, cellular component: kinetochore; kinesin complex; centrosome. The record is from RefSeq and is a predicted model, not a curated record. Gene Ontology annotation, molecular function: microtubule binding. The transcript has 9 exons. Gene Ontology annotation, biological process: establishment of mitotic spindle orientation; microtubule nucleation; centrosome localization. Bases 169 to 1191 code for a protein of 340 amino acids.
GGGAGACGCGUUGGCAAUUUCCUAAACACAGAGUCACUUUAGUAUCAUCUGAGGCUAGGGCCGGGGAGAGGAGUGUGUGUGUAUGUUGGAUGUAACACCGGCUGGAAGGUGACCUGCUGAAACAGAAGACUGUUGGACACCGAUUUGACAUGAGCAGGGUGUCCUGACAUGGACAAAGAGAUGAUUCCCAAAUUUUCGUCAAAGGAUGAGGAAGUUGAUUACUGGAAGUCCCAAGCCCUCAAAUAUAAAAAAAAUUGCCAUGAUGCCCAGGAGGAGCUGCAGGAGUUCCAGGAAGGGAGCCGGGAGCUGGAAGCAGAGUUGGAGGCACAGCUUGGCCAGGCCGAACACCGCCUUCGAGACCUCCAAAGUGAAAACGAGAGACUGAAGAACGAGAUGGCCAACCUCAAGGAGAAGCUGGAGCAGCAGUAUGCCCAGAGUUAUAAACAGAUUUCUAUGCUAGAGGAUGACCUAGGCCAGACACGCAGCAUCAAGGAGCAGCUCCACAAAUACGUUCGAGAGCUUGAGCAGGCCAACGAUGACCUGGAGAGAGCCAAAAGGGCAACAAUAGUGUCUCUUGAGGACUUUGAGGGCCGUUUAAACCAGGCCAUUGAGAGAAAUGCCUUCCUGGAAAGUGAGCUGGAUGAGAAAGAGUCUCUUCUAGUAUCUGUGCAGCGGCUGAAAGAUGAAGCACGAGACCUGAGACAGGAGCUGGCAGUACGGGAGCGGACUACAGACAGGAUGUCAGCACCCAGCUCACCCACCUUAGACAUCGACAAGAUGGAUUCUGCAGUACAGGCCUCUUUAUCCCUCCCAGCCACACCUAUGGGAAAGAGCAUAGAGCACCCCUUCAUCAACUCAAAAGCAUUGACCAAUGGCUGUGGCAACUCAUCCCUCACUCCUUCUGCUAGAAUCUCAGCUCUUAAUAUUGUUGGUGAUCUCCUGAGGAAAGUUGGGGCUUUGGAGUCCAAACUUGCCGCCUGUAGGAACUUUGCCAAAGACCAAGCAGCAAGAAAAAAUGUCUCCAAAGACAACAGCACACUCAUCAAUAGCAAUGCCACCAAGUUCUCUCACUCUCUACAUACCACUUACUUCGACAAAACGACUGUUAAUGGAUUGGACCCCAGCUCCUUGACCUCCAUGACAACAUCCAGAACUGUGUCUCCACCAGGCAUGCUGCCUCUGAGUGUGUGAGGUGUCCCCACACCACAUAAACCUCUACUGAAACUCCUAUCCACCCAACACAAUGUGGGAACAGAGAGGACACUUGAAAGACCAUUGCAUUGUGUGUGAGUGUAUGAGUGUGUGUGUGUGUGCAUGCAUGCAAGAGUUUGAAAGGGAGAGUGAUGUGUGUGUUUGCCUGUUUGGGAUUGUGCAUUUUUGAACGUAAUGGUUGAAAGAGAAGUUUGAUUAUACAUUGAACUUGCCUCCAGUUGCAGCUCUAAAUGCGUCUGUGAGUAGGUGCACAGUGAUGUGUGCGUACGUUCCUACCACAUACUUGCAUGUGCCUAAAGCUGUACUGUACUGUACUCAUAUGAAUGUCACUGCAAAUGCAUUGCUCUGUAGAUGUCAACUCUGAAGUGGCACCGUUAUACUCUUAGUUCCACUGUUCAUCUGAAAACUACUAUCCCUGACAAAAGGUCCUUAACAGACCACAGCUUCCUCACAACUUUCUUUUCCUCCUGUUUUUUCACUUAAAGUACACAGUUAAACUAAUUUCAAUUUAGAAUGUAUUAUAUUUAAAAAGGGAUAUGUUCAUAUUAACUAAUUUAUUCACAGUAUGCUUUAAAAUGCAAUGUUUCUUAUUUGCUAUUUUCUUGCAUGUGUGCAUAUGUAAUGUGGGGCUGGGAGAGGUAAAGUUGGACCCCAUAUUCAUGACUGAAGUGAAUGUUGAUCGUUCAAAGCCAUGUAGCCUUAGUACAGUCGUUCCUCUUGUUACUGGCUACUUGCUGUAAUUCAUUUUGAAGUAGUCUCCAUGUUAAAGUUUGGGAAUAUCAGCUGGUUCUGUCCUCUGGGUUAAACCUGCACUUAAACAAACUGCUCCUCGCAGGUUUCGCUGUUUUCCUCUGUGGACAUCCAUUGACAUUUCGAGGGAACAGUUUUGCCUUUUUUUUUAUGUUUAAUGUAUAGAUUUUUUUUGUUCUUGUGACAGGCUCAUUUACCUCAUUCUGAUGUAAUGGAAAAUAUCCACGGUGAAUUCGUAAUAUGAGUAGGUGGAUUUGGCUUUAUAUAACUCACACAUAAAGAUACACAAAGCAAAACAAAACUGACUCAAGGAUCCCUUUUGAGACUGUUUGUUAAAUUUGGCUGCCGUAUGUGAAUUCAUGGUCCAUUGUGGCAUUUGUGUCAUGCAGCAUAUUUGCCAAUUAUCUGUUAUUGUGUGAACUUAAUGUUAAUUUGACUUGACUCAUAGAUUUUUAGCAGGUUGGAUAUUGGCAAUGCAUUCAUAUUACAUACCAAAAUUAUGUCUAAAUCCAUUUUGCCCACAUAUAUCGCCCUCUCAUAGACCUUUGUGUCACCAUCUUGACAUGUUGAAGCAUAAUUUGAAGCCUUUAGUAUUCGUUUUUAUUUGAUAAUAUAAGAUGUCAUUAUGGGCACUCUGUGAGCCUGUUACUAAAAUGUGUUCUACAGUCAGUGUAUAUAGCUUGUAAGGAUGGUAAUUUUGCCUACCACAUUUGUACAUACUGACUUUAAGGUCCUAUUUAUUUCAGAUUCUGUAUGGCAUGUUCAGAUAAUUAAUGGUUAAAGCCAUUGUAUUAUGAUAUAAAAUUGUUUGUCAAAACUGUUUAAGUAAAUAAAGAUUGAGAUGACA